Messenger RNA from Ziziphus jujuba (common jujube), 1447 nucleotides. RefSeq names its product serine/threonine-protein phosphatase PP2A catalytic subunit. The transcript is spliced from 6 exons. Gene Ontology annotation, cellular component: cytosol. The record is from RefSeq and is a predicted model, not a curated record. Gene Ontology annotation, biological process: mitotic cell cycle; peptidyl-serine dephosphorylation. Gene Ontology annotation, molecular function: protein serine/threonine phosphatase activity. Lineage: Eukaryota; Viridiplantae; Streptophyta; Magnoliopsida; Rosales; Rhamnaceae. The coding region runs from base 236 to 1156 and encodes 306 amino acids.
GCAAUUGAGCUUCAGGACCCGAACUCUCUCUCUCUCUCUCUCUCUCUCUCUCUCUCUCUCUCUCUCUCUCUCACAUCCACACCAAACCCUAAUCCUAACCUUUCUCUCUCCAGAAAAUCGCCAUUUCUGGCUACUCUGCGGUGAAUAUGACCUGAAAUCGUACAAUUGGCGGCGAGUCCAGCUCAGACAGUGUACGGAUCCAUUAAAAAAUACAACAACGAAAAGAUCGAAGACGAUGCCGUCACACUCCGAUCUGGACCGUCAGAUCGAGCACCUGAUGCAAUGUAAGCCUUUGCCGGAAGCGGAGGUGAAGACGCUAUGCGAACAGGCGAGGACGAUCUUGGUCGAGGAAUGGAACGUUCAACCGGUGAAGUGCCCGGUCACGGUGUGCGGAGAUAUUCACGGUCAGUUCCAUGAUCUCGUCGAGCUUUUCCGGAUCGGCGGCGAGGCUCCCGAUACCAAUUACCUCUUUAUGGGCGAUUAUGUAGAUCGAGGAUACUAUUCAGUGGAGACUGUCACACUUUUAGUGGCUCUGAAAGUACGUUAUAGGGAUAGAAUCACAAUUCUAAGAGGAAAUCAUGAGAGCCGACAAAUUACUCAAGUCUAUGGUUUUUAUGAUGAGUGUUUGAGAAAAUAUGGAAAUGCAAAUGUGUGGAAGUACUUCACUGACCUUUUUGAUUAUCUGCCACUUACAGCAUUAAUUGAGAGUCAGGUGUUCUGCUUGCAUGGUGGACUCUCUCCCUCUUUAGAUACUUUAGAUAAUAUCCGUGCUCUGGACCGGAUUCAGGAGGUUCCUCAUGAGGGCCCAAUGUGUGAUCUGUUGUGGUCUGACCCAGAUGACCGAUGUGGUUGGGGAAUUUCUCCUCGAGGUGCAGGAUACACAUUUGGUCAGGAUAUUGCCACACAGUUUAAUCACACUAAUGGACUCACUCUUAUUUCUAGAGCACACCAGCUUGUCAUGGAAGGCUAUAAUUGGUGCCAGGAAAAGAAUGUCGUGACAGUGUUUAGUGCUCCAAAUUACUGCUACCGAUGUGGAAAUAUGGCUGCAAUCCUCGAGAUUGGAGAGAAUAUGGAGCAGAACUUCCUUCAAUUUGACCCUGCACCUCGUCAGGUUGAACCUGAUGCCACACGCAGAACUCCAGACUAUUUUUUGUAAUCUCCAUUAACUCUUCAAUCAUUGGCAAUUAUUCUUGUGUUAUGCCGUGUUUUUGUAGAUCUGUCUUAAGAAAUAGGAGUUUUGAUAUGUUAUUAAGAACACCGAAAACAUUUUUGUCGUUAUUUUGUUGGUUAAAAUUGUUCAGUUGUUUUAAGUUCAGAAGAGUUGAUAGGAUUACCUCAUAGAUUUAUUUGGCUUGUAUUAGAAAAUUCAAGAAAACGGCAAUAACAAACGAUCUUUGCUCUCUAAUCAUGGAGGUCAACAUAGAGGUCGUUUCCAUUUUUUCCAUUA